Molecule: messenger RNA, 808 nt
Organism: Orbicella faveolata
Lineage: Eukaryota; Metazoa; Cnidaria; Anthozoa; Scleractinia; Merulinidae
Source: RefSeq, a predicted model, not a curated record
GUUGUAGCCCAUAAUAUAAAUUUUUUUUAGGAAAAAUUUGGUCAGGUGACCCCAACUGCAAAGGGCCUAUUGACAAGGGCUCAUAACAGGGGUGACACAGCUGGGAGAUUCAGACCAACAGAGAAAGCCAUAAAAACUAUUCGCUUGCAGUUCGAUCGGCGACGGAUUCAAGAAGGAGGAUCAUGAAAGGCUUACCUUACAAGAUGAAGACCAGAGUGCUUCUCCUGUUUAUGCUGUUAGCGGUCAUGGAACUCAAUGGCGAAAAUGGGAAUGAACACUCUCUUGCUUGUUACAAGUGCGACUCUGAGACAUCUUGGGAAGACUGCGAUAAGAAUAUGCACGGUAUGAACUGUUCCGCUAAAUACUCUGAAGUUUGUAUUAAAGUUGAAAGAACCUGGUGGGAUGACCAAAAGAACAGCAGCGAGCUAAAGACGAGCUAUGCCAGAUAUUGCACCCUUGCAGAAGACUGCACAAAAAAGGAGUGCCGGGAGCGGAAAUGGGAGUGUAAAAUUGACUGCUGUUUCACAAACAUGUGUAACACAAGUAUUAUCACGUCACCACAUGCCCUUCUCAUUGGAGUAUUCUUGUGCCUUGCGCUGGAAUCCAUAUCUGCUUUCUAGAAAGGCUUUCAUAGGACAGUCGACAGGUGAAAAGGUUUAAAAUUGAGGAACCGUAGCCAAGAAAAGUGUUAUUAAAAAAUUAUGAAAACGUUCACUGGAUAUAAAGUUAAAACUUUCAAGCCUUUGGCUGUCAGACUACAGCCUAGCCUUCGAUGGAUAAAAAUGGAAAAAACGACAACUACAAAUAU